CCUAGUACUUCUUGGAUAAAGCCAGUAAGGCACCAUGGCCCGCACAAAGCAGACCGCCCGCAAGUCGACCGGCGGCAAGGCCCCGCGUAAGCAGCUGGCCACCAAAGCGGCCCGCAAGAGCGCGCCCGCCACGGGCGGCGUGAAGAAGCCGCACCGCUACCGGCCGGGCACCGUGGCCCUGCGGGAGAUCCGGCGCUACCAGAAGUCCACCGAGCUGCUGAUCCGUAAGCUGCCGUUCCAGCGGCUGGUGCGCGAGAUCGCGCAGGACUUCAAGACGGACCUGCGCUUCCAGAGCUCGGCGGUGAUGGCGCUGCAGGAGGCGAGCGAGGCCUACCUGGUGGGGCUGUUCGAGGACACGAACCUGUGCGCCAUCCACGCCAAGCGCGUCACCAUCAUGCCCAAGGACAUCCAGUUGGCUCGCCGUAUCCGCGGGGAGCGGGCUUAAGGCCUGUGCUUUUAAGUGGACCACCUAAUGGCUCUUUUCAGAGCCACUCAUGUUUUCACGAGGAGUAGCUGUAUCGCCUAUCUCACCUGGCGUGGGUGUACUGUUGUGCUCUGGGUAGAGGAAUGAGGGGAAACUCGCACGUGGUGGGUAGGAAGAUCACAAUGUCUGAACUUUGGUCGGCUGACAGGCGCUAGCGGGAACAGCUGAAGCUGGGCUUAGAUCGCUUUUGCCUAAGCUUUUACAUAUGUUGAGUUACAGUCUACAGCGUCAGCCUUACUAGUUUGAAGAAAAACUUGCAAGGGGGUGGACUUUGCUCUACUAGUCGUUUGUAACGUUAACACGCUACUCGUACAAAGCGUUAGCACGAAUCUGGAUAUAGAAACGAAGCGGGAAGGCGGUCGUGUGGGUUUGUGAUAACUGCCGGGUUGGGGAUUUGGGUUUUCAACUAGAUUUUACAGUUAAGACUAAGCUGGAUGUAAGUCCUGGUUUGCAAAUGAGAGCCUUUUUCCUGGUUUAUGUGUCUUAAGAGUUGUAUGGAUCUAAUAUCUAAUACCCUAUUGCAUAAGACAGCGCAAACACGAAUAGGAAUUUGAGGGAAAUGCUGAUGGGUUGGUUUUUUUUUUUUUU
Panthera uncia (snow leopard) is the source of this 1072-nucleotide messenger RNA. Its product is annotated as histone H3. The record is from RefSeq and is a predicted model, not a curated record. NCBI's taxonomy places the organism in Eukaryota, Metazoa, Chordata, Mammalia, Carnivora, Felidae. The transcript has a single exon. Gene Ontology annotation, molecular function: protein heterodimerization activity; DNA binding; structural constituent of chromatin. The coding region runs from base 35 to 445 and encodes 136 amino acids. Gene Ontology annotation, cellular component: nucleosome.